Messenger RNA from Misgurnus anguillicaudatus (oriental weatherfish), 927 nucleotides. Its product is annotated as olfactory receptor 5K1-like. NCBI's taxonomy places the organism in Eukaryota, Metazoa, Chordata, Actinopteri, Cypriniformes, Cobitidae. The record is from RefSeq and is a predicted model, not a curated record. Gene Ontology annotation, molecular function: odorant binding; G protein-coupled receptor activity; olfactory receptor activity. Gene Ontology annotation, cellular component: membrane. Gene Ontology annotation, biological process: detection of chemical stimulus involved in sensory perception of smell; G protein-coupled receptor signaling pathway.
AUGGAUAACAUGACUUAUUUUUCCACUUAUACUUUAAUGGAACCAAAAGGCUCCAAAUCAUACAGACAUGUGUACUUCACAUGCUUUUUAUUGCUUUAUAUUAUGAUAUUGUUUGUGAACAUUUGGGUGAGUGCUGUUAUCAUUUUGGAGAAAGCUCUCCAUCAACCAAUGUAUAUUUUCCUGUGCAAUCUGUGUAUAAAUGAUAUAUAUGGAGCAACAGGAUUCUAUCCUAAAUUUCUACACGAUUUAUUACGGGAUUCAUAUGUGAUCCCUUCUUACAUGUGUGCUUUACAAGUUUUUGUGAUUUACGGUUCUGUCGCGUGUGAUUGUUGUACACUAACAGUGAUGGCUUAUGACAGAAACGUGGCCAUGUGCAGACCUUUAGACUAUCAUUCAAAGCUAAACAGAUUUACAUGUCGAAUUUUACUCAGCUUAUGUUGGAUCCCACCAUUAGUUUCUGCGACCAUUGCUAUUGUAUUGUCAAAUCGAUUGGAAUUGUGUUCCAACCACAUUAAUAAAUUGUAUUGUGACAACUGGUCUAUGGUAAAGCUCUCAUGUAAAUUAGCAAUCGCCAGUAACAUUUAUGGCAUUGUUGUUAUUUUUUUGUUCUUUUGCUUGUCUGUUUUUAUUAUUGUGUCUUAUAUUGUACUUAUCAUUGCAUGUAAAGAAUCUUUAGAGAACAGGAGGAAAUUUUGGCAGACUUGUGUGCCUCACUUGUUCACAAUGAUCAAUUUUGCUUUUGCUGCUUUCUUUGACAUCAUGUACAGCAGAUAUGGCACAGGCAAUAUCUCAGAGAAUCUGCGUGACUUUUUGGCCUUGGAGAUGUUCAUCGUGCCACCUCUUUUAAACCCUGUAAUAUACGGAUUUAAGCUCAAAGAGGUCCGUAAAAGGUUAUUGAAAUCAUGUGUUAACAUCAAAUAUUUUUAA